Molecule: messenger RNA, 4053 nt
Organism: Nannospalax galili (Upper Galilee mountains blind mole rat)
Lineage: Eukaryota; Metazoa; Chordata; Mammalia; Rodentia; Spalacidae
Gene: Zbed3
Product: zinc finger BED-type containing 3
Exons: 3
Coding region: 236-937 (233 amino acids)
Biological process (GO): regulation of transcription by RNA polymerase II
Molecular function (GO): transcription cis-regulatory region binding
Source: RefSeq, a predicted model, not a curated record
ACCGCCCCCCGGGCGCCCUCCGACGCGCCGACCGAGCGCUGCGUCUUUAAGGGGGAAGCGGUUUCAGUCCGGGACAACAUGUCUGCGUGGAGCCUGGAGGAGAAGGGCGCGCGUGGGCUGGGGGCCCGCCGGCGGCCGUGGCGGGCUUGAAAUAUAUUGUUCCAUGGCUUUUACAUUUGCUGAUGAGAGAUGUGAUUUAUUCUGAUAUGUUUGCCUUUUAGACGCUGCAGAAGGAAUGCGGCGUGAAGAGCCCGCUGUGACCAUGGAAGACAGCACCAGGCCGGACUGCACGGCAGGGCAGGGCGGACCCUGUCCCGGACUGGCGCCGGCGGCUCCGGGCCAUUUGGGAGCGCCCUACUCCGAGGCCUGGGGCUACUUCCACCUGGCCCCGGCGCGGCCCGAACACCCGUCGGGCACCUGGGCCACCUGCCGGCUGUGCGGGGAGCAGGUGGGUGGCCACCCCGGCUUCCAGGCGUGGACCCGGGCUCUGUGGCGGCACCUGAGCGACGCGCACCUGCGGGAGCUGGAGAAAAGCGGCUCCAGGCGCUCCCCGCCCGCCGCGCCCUGCCCACCGCUAGUCCCUGCCGCGGCCCCCGAGGGCGACUGGGCGCGCCUGCUAGAGCAGAUGGGCGCGCUGGCCCUGCGCGGCAGCCGACGGGAGCGGGAGCUGGAGCGGCGGGAGGCGGCCCUGCAGCAGGCCGAGCGGGCGCUGGAGCGCAGGCGCCGGGCGCUGAGGCAGGAGGAGCGCGCAGUGGCGCAGGUGCGUCGUGAGCUGCAGACGGAGCGCGAGAUGCUGCAGGCUCAGCUGCGGGAACUGAGCUCAGGCCAGGGCGUUCCCACCAGGGCCCCCACGCCGCCUUCUCCCCUGCCUCCGCCCCUCAAGGAGGACCCUGAUGGGAACGGCCACGUCUGCGUGGUCACCAGGGUCCUGCUGUAGCCGGGCGGACGCUCCAGCAGCCUGGGCUGGAUCCUCUAGGUGCGGGCCUUCCACUCGCUGCUGGAGAGCAGCAGCUCCAAAAGGACCUCCUCCCGGGAGCCGAAGCCCCGAGGGCUGCCUAAGCUGUACGCAAGGGAUGAGCGACGGGGCAAGAGGGACCAGAAAGCUCCUGCCACUACCUCUGUAGUGCUUUGGAGCUAAAAGCCUUAAAAGCAUAGGCUCAACACCAAAGACAUCACAUGCCUAUACUCCUCACGGGAAACGAGGAUCAGGUUUUUACCCAUGAUAGAGUUGUACUCUUCCUAAUGUAUAAUCUAGAUCCAGCACCGAGUUCCCGAGAGUGUUUAAAAUGAUGGCUCUCUACCCCAGCAUCUCUAGAACCGUGUCAAGAGAGACCGAGUUUUUGUUCUCUGCUCAUUCAAUACCAUGAGCACUGUUCUGUCACACACCCCCAUCAGACCCAAUGAAAGGUCCACUUCCUCACUUUCCUGUCUCACUUCUUGCCACCUUACUAGUAGGACAACACCUCUGUCACUUCUCCACAAGUCUUCACCCCCACUUUGAACCCAACAAGAACACACAUGAACUUCCUUCCUGUCUUGUGAACACACCGGCCCCAACACUGCCCACUUGUUCUGUGCACGGGUUCUCAGUUUUUAGUCCUCUCCUCAAAUUCUCUUUUAUAAAAAUUCUUUGCACAUAGAAAGGGAUAUCCAUAAACAUAUCCAGCCUCCAUUUUGAAUACCUUAAUAUUCUGUUUUAUUUACAUUUUUCUCCCUAUACAAGUGUAUUUUUUUUGUUGUUUGAGAUAAGACUUUCCCUUUAGCCCCAGCUGGCCUGGAACUCUAUAUAGACCAGGCUGACCUCGAUCUCACAGAGAUCCAGCCGCCUCUGCCUUCUGAGUACUGGGAUUAAAGGUGUGUGUCACCAUGCCUGGCAUACCAAGUGUACUAAGUAUUUUAGCAUCUCCUAAGAAUGAAGGUUUUGCUGUACAUGCUUGUAGAAUGAAUAUGAACAUAUACAGCCUCGAAAGUCUUUCAUCAAAAUUCCCCAUUAUUUCAAGACCAAUUAUUUUUUACCCAAAGUUCAUGCAUUAUUGCUGAUUAUAACCCUUAGUCUCUUUAGAACAGCCUCAAUUUUUUCAUGACUUUUGAACAUUUUUUUGUGUGUGUAUUGUUUGCCUGCACAUAUGUAUGCACACUAUGUGUGUGCCUGGCACCCGUGAAGGCCAGAAGAGUGUUGGAACCCCUCGAACUGGAGUUACAGUUCUGAGCCACCAUGCAGAUGCUGGGAACUGAACCUGUCUGUCCCUCAAAUGCUGGGAGCAGAGGCAUGCGCCACCACGCCCAGCUCAGUGACACUCUGAAGCAUCCACCUAUAGUGCAGGUUUGAUUACUUCCCAGGGCCGACUUCUACCUUCUAGCCAUUUCCUUGUAGAGCUAUCAGGGACUCACUGGGAAAUCGCAUCUUUGACUAUUCUCCCUGGGUCUGCCCAUUCCUGCUCCAUCUCUCCUCCCACUGGCAUAACCGGCCACCACUCUGCAUCCACCCUUCACCUGAUAACUAGUAUUUUCUGGGCACUUAAAGCAUAAUCAAACACACACUACACACUUUAUGUGUAUUCCCUUUCACUGUAGCUCCAUGGUGAGGUAUUGACAGUUUUACAGCCAAGAAAAAUGGGAUGAAGGGCCAGCAAGACAGCUCAACAGAUAAAAGAUGCUUGUUGCCAAGCCUGCCGAUCUGAGUUCAAUCUCUGGGAUCCACAUAGUGAGGGGAAAAAAAGUACAUGAAGUACAUGCACAUACCCAUACCCACAAAUAAAUGUAAUAUUUUCUUAAGAAAAAAAUGAGAUAAAGGGGCAGUUUGUCCAUGAUUACAGCUGGUGAGUGGCAGGGGUGAAUCUAGAUGUGCUUCUAGCUACUGUCCUGAGAGUGCUGACACCCAUUUUCUUCCUAACUUCAUUCGUUAGUGGAAAUGGGUGACAUUAACAUUUACUGAGCAUUCACCAUGUGUCAUAGCUGUGCUUAAUGUAUGGUGGUACAUGCUCUGAUCCCAAUACUUGGGAAGUACAGGUAGGAGGAUCAGGAGUUCAAGAUUGUCCUCAGCUGUACAGUGCAUUUGAGAUCAACAUGGGCUACAUGAGAUCCUGCCUCAUAAAAAGUUUCUGUCAUGCUGCAACCUCAUGAGACACAUUCAUCGUGACGAGAAGACAGGCUGAGAGGCAUCAUGCACCUCCGCACAACUGCUACAGAGCAGAAUGAGGUCUGAUCAUCUCCCUGAUCCUAGGCACUGCUCUGCUGUUUACUUCUACCGAACACUGCACCUGCCUGCCUUAUGCCUGUUUUUCAUUCAUCUGGGAUUCGUCUUCCCAUCACUUUCCCACCCACUGUCCCUCAACAACUCGGCCACACCCCUGUUCUUGGUGUGUCUACCCGUUUGUCUUCCUCUAAUAAACCCCUUCAAUGUCUGUGUGUAAACACUUUCCCCCAGGACUGGGGUACAGCUCAGUAGCAGAGUACCUUCUGAGCAUGUGAGGAUGCUGGUUGAAUCCCCACCCAUUUCUAAGGCCAAGAAUUUCAGUUCUUUUUGAGGUAUUUCCUUCUCUGGAUUCUAGCAUUUUGAACCUUAAGACCCUCAGAGUAACCCAUCUACUAUAUGGCCGUUUAGGUUCUUGCCGUCCCUUCCCUGCCCUGCCAGACUUGACCCCUUGGGGCUAUUUAUGCUCACUCACCCUUGUACCUUGCAUAUCAUGGCUGCUCAGUAAGUAUGUGCAGAUGUUAUACAUGUUGUUCUGUAAUUAGUCAUAUAAUUCUUAAGUUUCUAAUUUUCUGAUGAAAAUUUCCAGCGGAAGAAUGGCCUAAAUAGAAGUUAUCAGUGAUUUCUAAAAUUCUUUUCAAUAAUGAUUUUAAACGUGCCAGUUCAUGGGUUCUUUGGUUUGAACCCAAUGGAUGAUUCUAGCAUGUCCUUGGGAAUAGUCUAUAAAACGGCCUUUUCUUAGACAAGUGGUAUGACUGUAGUGCCAAACUGUAACAGCAGAAAGUUCCCUGAAGUCCUGCCGUUUCAUUUGUGUUUUGCAAUUUUUAUAUUAGUCUAAUAAACAAUGUUACUUCUCUUAA